AUGUAUCACUAUGGAUCUCAUGAACUUCAACAAUUGAAGGUAUUUAAACGAGUCAAUAAAACCACCGAUACCGUGGUGUUUCUUCAUGGUGGAGGUUGGAGAGACCCUAAUAAUACCUUGAAUGACUUUGAACCUUUGAUGAAGGAUUUUAAUGAUAUCAAUGUGAUAUCGAUGAAUUAUCGUUUAUCACCAAAAGCCAACACUGAUGAAGAAUUGAAAGCAUCUCCACCUUUCCAACAUCCUAGACAUUUGAUUGACGUCAUCCAUGGGAUGAAGUUUAUUGUGGAAAAAUUGAAGUUGAAUAUUGUCCUGAUGGUGGGACAUUCAGUAGGUUCAUCAUUGAUCUUACAAUUAUUGAAUUAUGACAUUAUCAUUAAGAAUGGAUUACCAUCCAAGGGACCUGAGGAGAUUACUACCGAAGGAUUUGAGUUCUUAGAGUCAAUGGUCUUGAAGAAUGUUUACUUACUUGAUGGAAUCUUCGAUGUAUGGAAGUUACUUGAAGAGUAUCCUGAUUAUAGAUUUUUUACCAGAUGUGCUUUUGAAGAUGAUGAUCAUAUGAAACAAGCAUUUCAAAUCUCUUUAGAUAUCAAACCAUGUAAGUUGAUGAAUGAGGAAACUGUCAUAAAUGUGGUUUAUUCCUUAGAAGAUGAAUUGAUCUCUAUAAAACAGUCUGAGCUUUUAGUAGAGUUUUUGAAGAAAUGGGGUAUAAAAUAUGAGUUUCUCACCGGUAAUUGGGGGGCACAUGAGGAGAUUUAUAGGAGAUCAGAGAUAUCAAGUUUAAUCUUGAAAGGUCUUGAAUGA
This is a messenger RNA of Yamadazyma jaroonii, 801 nucleotides long. The record is from the annotation of a GenBank genome assembly. Lineage: Eukaryota; Fungi; Ascomycota; Pichiomycetes; Serinales; Debaryomycetaceae.